ACAGAGUCAGAGGCCGGGUCGCCUCUCGAACGAAGGUAGCAGAGUGUGUUAUACUGUUAUCGGCACUUUGUUCCUUCUUAACUUCGUAUUCAUCCGUGUUAUCGGCACUGGCAAACUAAGUUUGCACUAUGUAUUUUCUACUUUAAAGUGUUCGAUUAAGUCCGACCAGGUUCCCGCCGUUGCUCAUGUACACACUUCACUCUGAUUCUCACCCAAAAUGUUCAGAUGCAAGAAGAGGACGAAAAUAUUUCUAUACAUCGCGACCGCAUUUAUCACCAUCGAACUUCUGUACUACUAUUAUUCCAGAUCGGACUUUUCCAAUAUAGAUUCAAAUGAAGUUUUAGCAAGAUGGUACAAUUAUACACCAGAUUCAUUGAAUGGGCCAGCGGUCGCCAUGGACAACCCGCAGCUAUUAAAUAAGAUCACAAAACACUUUUUAAUACCACCAGUAGACCCAGCUAACCAUCCUUACAGCCUGAGUCAUGCAAAUGUCAAAGAUCCAUCAAUGGGCCAGAGCGAUAAAGUCAAGAGCAUACUGGACAACAAAACAAAUGGGUUUUUCAUCGAAGUUGGAGCUCUUGAUGGAGAAACAAGAUCUAAUACUCUUUAUUUCGAACGAUACCUAAAUUGGACAGGCCUUUUGAUUGAACCCGAUCCGCUUAAUUUUGCUGAAAUGUUACGGAAAAACAGAAGAGCUUGGCUCUCACCCUGCUGUGUGAGCAUUAAUCCAUACCCAGAAAUUGUUCAAUUCGAACAAAACAAAAAUAUGGGCAAAAUUGUAGGAACAGGGGUUAAUAAUGACAAAAAAGAGAGCACAAGUACUGUCGAUGUUCAAUGUUUUCCCUUGUAUUCGUACCUUUUAGCUCUCAACAGGACCCGAAUUGAUUACUUCAGCCUUGAUGUUGAAGGUGCAGAGCUUGCCGUUCUCAAAACUAUUCCUUUCCAGGCACUUGACAUUCAGACACUUUCUGUCGAAUUUAUCCAUGUUCCUGGUGGUAAGGACGCUAUAUCAGAUUUUAUGUUCUCUCAGGGUUAUAUCGUCCACUCUGAGGUCACACAUCAUGACUGGCUCGCUAAUGACUUUAUAUUUAUGAAGGUUUAAAUUGUCGAUACCUUUAACACUUAUUUUUAAAUUAUUGUCAAAGGUGCUUUGCCAGGAGACUGAUAGAUUUUGCCAAUGUUUUUAGUAACUAUAGUUGGUGUUUCUUGUCGGCUGGAUGUCAGAUACAUGAUUGUAGAAUUUGUCAGUGUGGCAGCCAGAGAAUGAACAACUCAUCAAUUCGUGACUUUUUUAAUUUUUGGCACCGUUUUGGACUUAGUCCUUCAUCAGGCAAAACAUUUAGGAUAUGGAAAUUGCGAAAAUGAAAAAUGUCUGCAAAUCAUGAACUGCUGAGUUGUACAUUCUCUGGCCGUCACCCUGACAAAUGCUCCAAUCAUGUUUUUAAUAACAAAACAUGUUAAUUAAUUUUGUAUUGAAGUGAAGUUUCCUCCUUUAUAUUUAUUAAUUAAGUAAUGACAGUUUCUUGAGUGAUGUUCUGGUGCUAUAAUUGUAAAGGACCCUAUGCUAAGCUUUUUUUUUUAUUAAUAUUUAUUCAUUGAGUUACCAAAUGUAUGUAUUCUGCUCAAACAUGCAUAUGCGAUUAUGAAAUAUCAUUUUUGUCUGUCCUCACCUUUUUAGAGCGAAAAAAGGGUAAUUUUUUAAAUUCCAGUCCUCUCUAUUGGUACAACUAUUUCUAUAAAUUUUGUAAAAUUUUGUUGAUUUUAUAAUUUAAAUGAAAAAUGUAUGAGAAAAAUAUCAACAAGAAUAAAUUAAAUUUAUUUUUCCUACAAAAACUUUUAAUGUUACAUUUCUACCUCAUCAGUAUGCAAAAUUAAAUCCCCAUAGAAUGCAAAGAUAAGUAUUAUAUGCAAUUAGUGGCUCUAGUUAAUCGUGGUUUUUUAAGUAUUUAAUUAAAUUGUUGAAGUGAUUUAGUGUAUGCUUGAACUGUUUAGUGCCUUACUAAUUGUUUAUAUAUGAAAAGGAUUAAUACAAAAUUGUAUUUAAGAUUAACAUUGGAAUGUAUAUGUCACAUUGCUGUUUGGUUAAUAAAUAUUUGAAAUGUUUUGAC
Messenger RNA from Cimex lectularius (bed bug), 2108 nucleotides. Its product is annotated as protein Star-like. The transcript has 6 exons. Lineage: Eukaryota; Metazoa; Arthropoda; Insecta; Hemiptera; Cimicidae. Bases 218 to 1102 code for a protein of 294 amino acids. The record is from RefSeq and is a predicted model, not a curated record.